This is a messenger RNA of Scheffersomyces stipitis CBS 6054, 732 nucleotides long. RefSeq lists its product as uncharacterized. The record is from RefSeq and is a predicted model, not a curated record. The transcript has a single exon. NCBI's taxonomy places the organism in Eukaryota, Fungi, Ascomycota, Pichiomycetes, Serinales, Debaryomycetaceae. Gene Ontology annotation, molecular function: protein C-terminal S-isoprenylcysteine carboxyl O-methyltransferase activity. Gene Ontology annotation, cellular component: endoplasmic reticulum; membrane. Gene Ontology annotation, biological process: C-terminal protein methylation. Bases 1 to 732 code for a protein of 243 amino acids.
AUGUCGUCCCUCUACAGUCCAGCGCUGAAUCUGUUGAUGGAGAUCUGUAUGGUGUCAGCUGGAAUUGGUGGUGCCAUAGGAAUUCUCCUGAUCAGCUAUUUUCACGCUGAUUCUAAGUACUCCAACCUCAUAAUAUAUGGUUUGUUUCUUCUGCUUUACUUCCAGAUUGAAUUCUCGUUCACAUAUCUUUUCAACCCCACAAGAGUUACCAGCAAAUCGUUCUUGAUCUAUGGAAAUCGAGGAAACCUCCAGUUUUGGGCCAUGCAAACAUUUGCUGUUUGGGAAUAUUUGGUGCAUCGUAGCUCCAUCAUUUCCUUUGUCACCAAUUGUUUUCUUGACAACCAAGUAAUACCGAGAAUAGGGAUAGCCAUGAUAGUUUCUGGACUUAUAAUACGGGCCUGGGCUAUCCAGACCUGUGGCUCUUCAUUCUCUCAUCUCAUAGAGACUGAAAAUAGACGCAAAGAUCACGUACUUGUCACUUCUGGUAUCUACAGCAUCUUGAGGCAUCCCAGCUACUUUGGGUUCUGGUGCUUUGCUAUAGGAGCCCAACUAUUGUGUAUCAAUUGGCUCAACCUCAUUGCUAAUAUAGUGAUAUUGGCCCAUUUCUUCACAGUACGUAUUGAGUUUGAGGAAUACUUCUUGAUCCACAAGCUUUUUCAUGAAGAGUAUGUAGAGUAUAAGAAGAAGGUCGGGGUGUGGAUUCCUUUUGUCAGAAUCAAAGACAAUAUAUAG